Molecule: messenger RNA, 747 nt
Organism: Durusdinium trenchii
Lineage: Eukaryota; Dinophyceae; Suessiales; Symbiodiniaceae
Source: the annotation of a GenBank genome assembly
AUGAUGGAGGCUGGCCUGUGCCUCACUCUUUUGUGUGUGCUGUUGAGGCCUGUUGGGGGCGGCUGUGUGCUGCCACUGAUGAAGGGCAGCCCUGUGGGAUUUCAACCAAAGGCCAUUGCAGCGGGCCCUCAGGAAAAACUAGUGAUCGUGGACCAAAGAGGUGUGCUCCUCUUUGCUGACAUGAAAGAUUUUACGGUGCAACAGGAUUUCCAGCUUUCUCGUGAGAUGGACGAGUCCAAUAUCCAAGGGCUGGCGAUGACCAACCGCGAUAGCACGUACCUCUACGCUGCGGCGAACCAUGACUCUGAACUAGUGGAGUAUGAAUGGCACAGCUCCCACAAGGUAUUUCGGAGGUUCAAACUAUUGGGCGUGCCUAGCGUUGGCCAAGGUUUGCAAAGCCUUACCUUUGUCCCAACGCCUGCCAGUUCUCAAGAGGGCUACUUUUAUGCGAGUGCGGGGAUUUCAGGUGACAUCUACAUCUACGAGGUCCCACUGCUCAGUGAGGGGCUCACAUCAGCCAGGUCCGUAAAGGUUUGGUCGCCAGAUUCAGCUCCAAGACAUCAGGAUCACCAUGUCACAGGCCUAGAAUAUGCUGAUGGCUACUUGUUUGUAUGUUACGAUAUGGGUUCCUCGGCCUACUUGUUGAUCUUCGAGAUCCUCCCUUCAGGGCUCCCUGGCCCCUUGCAGGAGCGCCAUCAGGCCCACGGCCACAACGUCUUGAAUCCAGAAAAUAGCAUCAAUCCUUGA